GUUUCCCAUUUCUGUAUUCAGUUUUGAGUGCUGCAUUUGUCCCAUAAAUUCUGAAUUCAGUUUAAUUUGAUAAGCAAUGCAAUGCUAUGGGUUUCACACAACUUGAGAUUUCUUCUUUCUUUUUCACUUUUCCAUUUUUGAACUCAAUUUUAUGGGUUACUCAUUCUUCAAUGCAAUUUCGUUUCCCCCCCUUCUCUUUGUUAUUUUCUCUGCUUGGCUUUUUCUUUUCUCCAUACUUUAUAGCAGCGCAGAAAAUCAAUUAUUACUAUGUUGCCUUUCUGUACACAAGCUUCCAAACUUGCACCACUUCCUCUGUAAUCUUUUCCUGGAUAUAAUGUGCAUGUCUUUUUUUUUAAAAAAAAAAAAAUCUAUUGGUCUCAUUAAAUUUUUUGGGUUUGAUAGGAAUUUUACCAUUCCUGUUGCUUUUGAACUCACUUUUGGUUUUUGGUGUGGUUUUAUAUAGUUUUAAAAUAAUUGUGGUCUUGUUUUUUUCCCCCUAAAACUAAAGCAAUUUGAUUUCACCUCUGUUUUCUACCCAAACACAUUUUUUUCUAUUUGGAUAUGUUUUCUGAAAAUUUUAAACCACACCUUUUAAACUUGGAUAUAAGCUUGAAUGGCAGACAAGCCUCUUCUUAGCUCAUUUGGUUCUGCAUUUAGACCUAGAGUCUUUCUGUGUUAGGUGGAGUGUUUGAUGAAUUCUCCCUGGCUCAGUAUAUUAUUUCUAAGACAAUCUUUUGUUACUAUCUUAUGAUGGGCUGCUUUCACUCAAAAACAACAACCCAAUACACACCUGGUUACGAGGAGCCCACUGUACUUGCUGCUGAGACACCUUUUACAGUGAGUGAAGUCGAAGCAUUAUAUGAGUUAUUCAAAAGAAUAAGCAGCUGCAUAAUUGAUGAUGGCCUCAUUCAUAAGGAAGAGUUUCAGCUAGCGCUCUUCAGGAACCAAAAAAAGAGGAAUCUGUUUGCAGAUAGGAUAUUUGAUCUCUUUGAUAUUAAGCGCAAUGGAGUGAUUGAGUUUGGAGAAUUUGUCCGAUCGCUGGGUAUCUUCCACCCUAAUGCACCAGUAGCUGAUAAAAUGGCAUUUGCAUUCAGAUUAUAUGAUCUAAGGCACACUGGUUAUAUCGAGAGAGAAGAGUUGAAAGAGAUGGUAUUGGCGCUGCUGCAUGAAUCAGACUUGGUACUAUCAGAUGAUGUAGUUGAGAUGAUCAUAGAUAAGACAUUCAAUGAUGCAGACACAAAGUGUGAUGGGAGGAUAGAUCCAGAAGAAUGGAAGGAAUUUGUUUCAAAGAAUCCGUCUCUACUAAAGAAUAUGACACUUCCAUAUCUUAUGGAUAUAACCUUAGCAUUCCCCAGCUUUGUGGUAACCGCUGAAGUUGAUGACUCAGAAAUUUAGAAAUACAAAUCCUCCAAGUCGUGUUAAAUAUCCUUUGCCAUAUUGGUAUUUAGAUGACACAAUUCUAUGGAGUGCAAAGGAGUUCAAGAAUCAGAAGAACAUCAGGUUUUACAUUGAUUAUUUGAGGCCAACUGGAGUCGGGCCACGGGGAAUUUCUCCGAUAUAAGAAAAGGGAUAGUAUUUAAGGAAUUAAGGGGGCACAUCAUGGAUUCUCAGCCAUCUACAUUCGCUUAGCAAGAUGGUCAUGGGUUCAAGCUACAACAACAACAGCAACAAGAAACCCAGUUUGAUCCUAGCAGGUGGGGUCUGGGGAGGGUUGUCUGUACGCAGAUC
This is a messenger RNA of Nicotiana attenuata, 1728 nucleotides long. Its product is annotated as calcineurin B-like protein 7. Gene Ontology annotation, molecular function: calcium ion binding; kinase binding. Gene Ontology annotation, biological process: calcium-mediated signaling. The record is from RefSeq and is a predicted model, not a curated record. The transcript is spliced from 9 exons. NCBI's taxonomy places the organism in Eukaryota, Viridiplantae, Streptophyta, Magnoliopsida, Solanales, Solanaceae. Bases 748 to 1395 code for a protein of 215 amino acids.